AUGACUAGCGUGGGAAGUGUGGACAAGAACUUUGAAACUGCCGCCGUGGAGCAGGGCUGCAGGAUGCUGUUCCUCCCAGAGAAUUGCAGCUUCCUGGGGCUGGCGUUUUCAGAGUCGUUGGCCGUUGCGGAGCCGCUGGAGGGCCCCACCAUGCAGCGGUAUCGACAGCUGGCGGCGGACAGCGGCCUGUGGCUGUCGGUGGGCGGCUUCCAGGAGCGUGGGCCCGACCCGGAGCACCUGUACAACUGCCAUGUGGUCAUCAACGCCAGCGGGCGCAUCCAGGCCUCCUACCGCAAAAUCCACCUGUUUGACAACAGCGUGCCCAACGGUCCCGUGCUGAUGGAGAGCAGGUUUACGGCGGCGGGCGAGCGGCUGGUGGCGUGCGACAGCCCUGCGGGGCGCCUGGGCCUGUCUGUGUGCUACGACCUGCGCUUCCCGGAGCUGUACCAGCGGCUGACGUAUGAGCUGGGGGCGCAGGUCCUGCUGGUCCCCUCGGCCUUCACCGUGGCGACAGGGCGGGCGCACUGGGAAGUUUUGCUGCGGGCGCGGGCGAUAGAGACCCAGACCUACGUGAUCGCCGCGGCGCAGGCUGGCCAGCACAAUGCCAAGCGGGAGAGCUACGGGCACAGCUUGAUCAUCGACCCCUGGGGCGAGGUGGUGGGGCGGCUGCAAGACCCGCUUGCAACCGGCAUCGCCGUCGCGGAUGUCGACCUGGGCCUGCUGCAGCAGAUCCGCUGCCGCAUGCCGGUGGCGGAGCACCGGCGGCUCGGGCGGCUGGCGGUGCACCGCGACUUUGAGAUCCUGUAA
Chlorella variabilis is the source of this 807-nucleotide messenger RNA. RefSeq lists its product as hypothetical. The transcript has 4 exons. The record is from RefSeq and is a predicted model, not a curated record. Bases 1 to 807 code for a protein of 268 amino acids. Gene Ontology annotation, molecular function: hydrolase activity, acting on carbon-nitrogen (but not peptide) bonds, in linear amides. NCBI's taxonomy places the organism in Eukaryota, Viridiplantae, Chlorophyta, Trebouxiophyceae, Chlorellales, Chlorellaceae.